AUGCGUUUCACUACCGAGCUGCUGGCCGUUGCCUUGGCCCUCGCAGAUGUUACUUCCGCUCAGAAUUCGACAUACAACGCUACUGCUGCUGCUCAAGCUCAAUUGAAGGCUGAGCUGGCCAACCUUGAGAAGUUCUGGUCUUAUGGAAGAUCUCCUCCUGUUUACCCCUCUCCGCAAGGAGAAGGCAAAGGUGAGUGGGCUACUGCCUACGAGAAGGCUAGGGCUUUGGUAGCUUCUAUGACCGAUUUUGAGAAGAACAACAUCACAUACGGUUACACCUCCAAGACAAAUGGAUGUGGUGGUAACAGUGGAUCAGCACCUAGAGUUGGCUUCCCUGGUCUUUGUUUGAGCGAUGCUGGAAACGGUCUCCGUGCUACUGAUGGUGUCACUGGCUUUGCUUCGGGUGUCCACGUUGGUGCCACAUGGAACCGUAACCUUGCUUACCAGAGAGCUCACUACAUGGGUGCUGAGUUCAAGGCCAAGGGUGUCAACGUUCUCCUUGGACCCGUUGUUGGACCCCUUGGAAGAGUAGCCGAGGGUGGUCGCAACUGGGAAGGUUUCAGCAACGAUCCCUAUCUUGCUGGUAGUCUGACUUUCGAGACCAUCCAAGGCAUGCAAAACAGCGUCAUCGCUUGCAUCAAGCAUCUUAUUGGAAACGAACAGGAACUUGACCGCAACCCAUCUGGUAACAACGCUUCUAUGUCUGCAAACAUCGACGACAAGACUCUGCACGAGCUGUACAUGUGGCCUUUCCAGGACGCCGUUCACGCAGGCGUCGGAUCUGCUAUGUGCUCAUACCAGAGGGUCAACAACUCCUACAGCUGCCAGAACUCAAAGGUUAUGAACGGACUGUUCAAGGGCGAGCUCUCGUUUUCUGGUUUUAUUGUGAGUGAUUGGGGAGCACAACACUCUGGAGUGGCUAGUGCUGAGGCAGGUCUUGAUAUGGCCAUGCCUAGUUCGACUUAUUGGCAAAACGGCAACCUCAGUCAAGCUGUCAACAACGGCUCGCUCUCUUCCACUAGACUUGAUGACAUGGCAACUCGCAUUGUCGCAUCUUGGUAUCAUCUUGCCGAGUGGCAGAACCCCGGACACGGUAUGCCUCUUAACCUCACCCUGCCUCACGAGUAUGUCAAUGCUCGCGAUCCCGCCUCGAAGGCGAGCACAUUCCAGACUGCCGUUGAAGGUCAUGUCCUUGUCAAGAACGUGAACAACGCUCUGCCCUUGAAGAAGCCAGGAUUCCUUUCUCUCUUCGGGUACGACGGUAUUGCUCCAUCAGUCUACACCCCCGACAAUGCAGCCGCAUUCACCCUGUCUAACUUCGGGUUCUCUCCCGUCAAUGGUGUCAAUGCCAGUGAACUCUUCUCGCUGUUUGUCAAUCCUUCUUCCGUUCCAUCUGAUAACCUGCCCGGUAUUGCGAUCAACGGAACUAUGGUGACUGGAGGUGGCUCUGGUGCUGCUCAGCCUGCAUACAUCAGUGACCCCUUCAGCGCCAUUACUGAGCAAGCAAUGCAGGAUGACACUUGGCUGCAGUGGGACUUUCACAGCCAGAACCCUGUUGUCCAGAGAGGAUCAGAAGCUUGCCUUGUCUUCAUCAACGCCUUUGCCUCAGAGUCAUAUGACCGCCCCUACUUGCAGGACCAGUACUCUGAUGACCUUGUCUUGAAUGUCGCAGCCCAAUGUAACAACACCAUGGUUGUUCUCCACAACGCUGGUAUCCGCACCGUCGAUGCAUGGUACUCCAACCCCAACAUCACCGCCAUUGUCUACGCCCAUCUUCCAGGCCAGGACUCAGGCAAGGCAUUGGUUGAAGUCCUUUACGGAAAGCAAUCACCUAGCGGGCGUAUGCCAUACACCGUAGCUAAGAAGCCCGCCGAUUACGGCAACCUUCUGUCCCACCUUACUCCUGACAACACCAGCAACUACUACACCCAGGACAACUUCACCGAGGGCGUUUACAUUGACUACAAGGCCUUCAUUGCUCAGAAUAUUACCCCUCGCUUCGAGUUUGGUUACGGUCUGACAUACACAACCUUCAACUACUCGUCACUGCAGACCAAGGUGCUUAGCAACGUCAGCACCUCCGAAUUCCCUCCCAACACCACCAUUGCCCAGGGUGGUAUUGCCUCUCUUUGGGAUGUCAUUGCCACAGUCGACUGCACCAUCACCAACACUGGCUCAGUCACUGCCUCGGAAGUCGCACAGUUGUACGUUCACAUCCCUGGGGGUCCAGCCAAGGUGCUCCGUGGAUUCAACAAGCAAGGCAUUCAGCCCGGCAAGAGCGUCAAAUUCCACUUCGACAUCACCAGACGUGAUCUGAGCGAGUGGGAUGUUGUCAGCCAGAAAUGGCGCCUCCAACAAGGCGACUACCCCAUCUAUGUCGGCAAGAGUGUUUUGGACAUUCAACUCACCGGCAACUUGCACAUCUAA
Messenger RNA from Aureobasidium melanogenum CBS 110374, 2427 nucleotides. RefSeq lists its product as uncharacterized. Gene Ontology annotation, molecular function: beta-glucosidase activity. The coding region runs from base 1 to 2427 and encodes 808 amino acids. The transcript is spliced from 3 exons. The record is from RefSeq and is a predicted model, not a curated record. Gene Ontology annotation, biological process: glucan catabolic process. NCBI's taxonomy places the organism in Eukaryota, Fungi, Ascomycota, Dothideomycetes, Dothideales, Saccotheciaceae.